GAAUUAAAAUUACGGAUACGUACAUUUAGUCACGACCAAACAUUCAAAAUUUCAGGAAUUCUGUGAUAAUUCCUAAAAUGAUCGGCACGUAUUACUUUGUUAUUGUAGGCCACAAUGAUAAACCACUUUUCGAAAUGGAAUUCACCAAUAGUAAAGAUCCUAAGAAAGAAGAUCACCGCCACUUGAAUCAAUUCAUCGCUCAUUCAGCUCUGGACCUCAUUGACGAACAUAAAUGGAAAACCCACAACAUGAACCUGAAGUCUGUCGACAAAUUCAACCAGUGGUUCGUAUCAGCUUUCGUUACGGCAAGUUUGAUCAGAUUCGUCAUUGUUCACGACAACCGAAACGAUGAUGGAAUUAAAAACUUUUUCUCAGAGAUGUACGAGGCUUAUAUAAAACAUUCCAUGAAUCCCUUCUAUGAAGAAGAUACACCUAUCAAAUCCAUUGCUUUUGAGAAGAAGGCACAACUGUAUGGGAAAAAGUACCUGUCUAGUUAAUGGUUGUUUUUAGUAUAUGUUUUUACUACUGGCAUCAUUCUGUUUCCUGAAGAUUGUCCUACUUAUUUAUUUCAAGAUGUAUAAUAGAUUUAAAAACAGUAUAGUUCAAGAAAUAUUUUAUAAAUCAGCAUAUUAUACACCGAAAAACUACGAAAAGUAAUGUGAAUUUCGACCUUUCAGUUGAGUCCUUUAUCUGUGAGAACAUAUUGGAAAUUGGAGUGAAAUAUAUUUCACUAGGAAUUGCCAUGUUUCAGAGGCAUUUUUAGAUUCCUGUACUAUUAAUACAAAUUCUAUGAAAUGAUAUUGUAAAUAGAGGUGAAUGAUCAUUGAUAAAAAUAUAUUUGACCAGCCACUUAGAACCAUUAUGAAACUUUUCUAUAAAAAUUGAUGUAAGUAAAUUAAAGUUAACAAAACUG
Leptinotarsa decemlineata (Colorado potato beetle) is the source of this 913-nucleotide messenger RNA. RefSeq names its product trafficking protein particle complex subunit 2 (gene Trs20). NCBI's taxonomy places the organism in Eukaryota, Metazoa, Arthropoda, Insecta, Coleoptera, Chrysomelidae. The record is from RefSeq and is a predicted model, not a curated record. Gene Ontology annotation, biological process: endoplasmic reticulum to Golgi vesicle-mediated transport.